Molecule: messenger RNA, 2093 nt
Organism: Wasmannia auropunctata (little fire ant)
Lineage: Eukaryota; Metazoa; Arthropoda; Insecta; Hymenoptera; Formicidae
Gene: Grip
Product: glutamate receptor-interacting protein 2-like
Exons: 3
Coding region: 266-1651 (461 amino acids)
Biological process (GO): neurotransmitter receptor transport, endosome to postsynaptic membrane
Molecular function (GO): protein binding
Source: RefSeq, a predicted model, not a curated record
GGAUAUACAGGAUGUUCUAUAAAAAAGAUCUUUUGCAAAAUUUGUAUUAACUGUAAGUGAUUCGUGUAAUUUAUCGCUUGUUGUAAAUUGGUAUGUCCAUAAUUGCCACAUGUGUAAAAUUAUAAACAUAUAAAUAAAAGAAAAGAUAAGGAUUGUAAUUGGAAUUAUUAGUGAGAGAUUGUCUUCUUUUUGGAAAAAUAAUGAUAAUUAUUUUGUUAGAUUGUAUUUUGGGCUAUAUCAAAUCACGGAAUAGAAGUCGACAAGGAUGUUUAGUUCGUUGAGACUGGCAACAAUGCGCUCACACAAGAGCCGAGCUAGACCGGGAAGUGUCGCCACAUCCGCGAGUUCCGACUCAACAAGAACGGAAGAGACGCUCACACAGAUACAGUAUCAUCCUCAUAGCUUUCUGUUAUUGAACGAUCAAGAAACGAACAUUAUUGGCGCCUUAUCGUCGCUUUCCAGCGUUUCAUCGAAGGUCGCGCAAGUGAGAGUGGAGCGCGAGGAUGGUAGUCUCGGUGUGACUCUUCGCGGAGGGAUGUCAAGGGCAUUGGUAGUGACGGGGGUGAAAGCAGAUGGUCCAGCCGCCAGAGAGGGUAGAGUCAGGCCCGGAGAUCGGUUAUUGGCUGUGGACGAUACUGAAUUGAGGGGACUCACUCUAGCAGAGGCACAACGCGCGCUUAGAAGGAGUUCAGACACACCGAUCGCGUCUCUCACAAUUGAGUACGACGUUGCAAACAUGGAACAAGCACGCGCAGCCACUUCGGGUCCAUUACUCGUUCAAUUGGAACGUGGACUCUCAGGAGAGCUUGGUUUAACUGUAAGAGAGACAUCAAAUGGAGUUUACAUCGACAGUCUUCGCCCGGCAAGCACAGCAGAUCGGUGUGGUGCGUUGCAGGCAGGAGAUCGACUAUUAGCUGUGGAUGACAUGCCUGUUCAGGAUGCGGUGACUGCUGCCAAGCUGCUUAGAAACAAUUCCGAAAGUUGUCGCACCGCCAGAAUACAGAUAUUACCGCGACCACCGAGCGCAAGGACAGUCAAAAGAAAGGCACAGCCACAGGCUCAACAAAACUCAAAUCAAACUCUGCAAAUAAAAGAGAGCUUGACCGUUGUUCUUCGACCGGACCAUCGAGGUUUCGGACUUGCACUUAAAUUAACCGAAGAUCGUAUGAAUUAUAUAGUGAGCUUGCUGGAAGCUGGCGGUCCAGCGGAACGAAGUGGCAUUCUUUUACCUGGCGAUAAGGCUAUUGCGAUCAAUCGGAGAAUGUUACGCGAUUUGCAACCAUCUGAAGUAAUCAACAUAUUGGAGACAUCACAGAUGAUCGAAUUAGUGAUAGAGUACAAAGUGGGUGGUUCGGUGGUACCAAAUUCCGGAAUCUUUACGGUGAGAGUGGCUAAGCCAUUAGGCAGUCAGCCUGAUCUGGGUCUCACGGUAAACGAAGAUUUAGUAAUCACAGAAGUCCGCCGAGGAUCGCUCGCUUAUCGAACUGGUAGUUUAGCAUCUGGAGAUAGAUUGCUUGCAAUAGAUGGUCAAAAAUUGGAUCCUGGGGAUUUGAGACAAGCAGCUCAAUUAUUGCAUCGACCUGGCGGAUCGGUGGUUGCUUUAACUGUUAGGAAGUCAGAUACUAACACGGAAAUAAGGUAUGAUAUAUAAAACAUUUUCUACAAAAGCUCACAGUAAUAAUGUUUUCUACUGGAAAAAUUGGUGCAGCAGUAGCACCAAGUUUUUUGUUUUUAACAAAAUGUGUCAUGAUAUAUAAAUUUUAUCUAAGGAAACUUAUUUUUUUAUUAUAUUAUGAUAAGAUAUUAUAAAAGGCUUAUUUGGGACUUAUAGAAUACUUAAGUUCUAAAAAUCUUAAUAAAAAAAUAAAAAUAGGUCAAAAAUUCUGUCAGAAUUGCAAGUAAUUUUUAAUAUUGAUAAAGUAUAAUAAAAUUAAUGAUUUACUUUACUUUAGUGAUACUUGUAUGCGAUAUAAAAAUAGAGAAUUGUUUUACAUAAUUUCAGUUUGAUGUUUACGAAAAUAUCAUGUUCUUUCAUUUUUACAUAUUAUACUCGUAUUUCCUAUCUUUGUAUCACAGAGUAAAAUAAUAAGAUA